CGAUGGCCAUUCAAUGGCGGAUGAGUUUUUGCCCGCUGCAUGGAUCACAACGCUCUCAGUCCAAGGAAAGUUGCCGGCGAAUGCGCUUCGCUUUUCCACUUGUCCAUAACAUCUAACAACAGCCAAGUGAAGACCAACUAUUAUUCUAACGCCUAAAGUAUUGCGUGCGUGGUCUUAUCGAAUGGUAGCAACAAUCAGGCAAUUGAUCGCAGGUUCUAUUUAAGCAUAAAAGUAAAAACAAUAACAAGACCAGCAUGGCCGGAGUCAGCGUGGGAUUUGCCAAGUGUUUUAUGCUAUUUAUGGCUGUUGUCAUAUUGGUUCAAGGACUCGUCUAUCUGGGCCUUUCGAUAUGGGGCAUAACACUGCGUAAUUGCCAGACUACAUCGGACAUUGCCAGUGAUCCCUUCAAGUUUGCCAUGGAUAUUAUCUACUUUGUGGAGGAGAGAUGCGGCGAUCCGACUAUUGAAAUGCGCGACACUACCUACCAGUUGGAGAUGGACUGGUCGAAAUCCUUUGAGGUCACCAAUCGUGAAUACAUAUUCAUGAUUUGCUAUGCGGCAGUUAGUGGCUUGUGGAUAGCCUCCUCAACUCUAAUCAUACUUACCUUGUGCUGCGCGACCACUAAACUCAUUUCUGGCAUUAUUUAUUGGCCCUGGUUUCUGUCCGUGCUAGCGGGCUGCAUCCUGGACGUUGUUGCCACUGUCUAUCAUGGUCUGGAUAUAUCCCAUACUUUGUCCCUAGAUGAUGCUUUCAAUUUUAUUGGCGCCGCACCGGUUUCAAUGCCCGAGCAAAUUUGGUCAGCCUUGGAAACAUUUGGCGUCUACUUCUCCACGCCUGCCGUCCUGCUCACCUGCAUCAGCUGUCGUGUGGUGCUCAUCUGGCUGCUCAACUUGAUUGGCGGCAUCUUCUGUCUGUCGCUGUCGCAUGUCCUGGCGAACCAGACGGCACAAAACAAGGAGGUCUCCCAAGUAGCUCACAACAAUCAGAUGACGCCACGCCCGCAAACCCCACAGUCUGUGGUGCUCGCCCAGCCCGGGUUUCCGGCAACAGCGCCCGUUUCCUUAACACCCGAGUUGGAGCAGUAUCCGGAGCAGAUACGUCCCAAGCCCUUGCCCAUUAUUAUACCAGCACAAACUGCCGAGAUGAUGCAGCGACAGGAUUCACGUUAUCAGGCCAGUGAUCGCACCACGCUUCAAUCGCCAGUUUUGGUGCUUCCACCCCUGCCACAACAGGAGCAACAGCAACAACAGGCUCAAGUUCAGCCAGAGGUUAACACUUAUCGGACUACAGAUGCGCAUCCCGAUCAACUCAAUUAUCCCGCCACGGAGCCCAGCUCGCCACGGGCUCCCAUGUCGCCGGCAGCACAGCAGAUGGCAACUGGCUCAGCUUUAAAUAGUCGCUAUUCGGAAAUCUAUCCGGCACAGCCAGCAAAUCCGCGCUUCAGCGAGGAGCUGCGCAAUCAGAUGCCCUGGUCAUAUACGAGCAUGAUCACGAAGCCACCACCACCACCCCGUAAGCCACAGCAACAGGUGCAGAUAUACCCACAGAUACCGGAGCCGGAUUACACGGAGUACUAAGCGGCUUUCCUUCGAAUUAUGGAAUUAUGUCACUGAUUGCUGGCAAAUCAGCUGAGGUGCUAAAUUAUUGCUACAUUGUUUUGAGUUAUUGUUACCUUUAUUAUAUGCACAUAAAGCUAAUGUAUAUGGCCAAUCUUUA
Drosophila grimshawi is the source of this 1716-nucleotide messenger RNA. RefSeq lists its product as uncharacterized. Bases 255 to 1577 code for a protein of 440 amino acids. NCBI's taxonomy places the organism in Eukaryota, Metazoa, Arthropoda, Insecta, Diptera, Drosophilidae. The transcript has 6 exons. The record is from RefSeq and is a predicted model, not a curated record.